AUGAAGUUCCUUAAUGCGCCGCUACUUUUUCUUAGUUGCUCUAGCGUAGCUCUCGGGAGUUCAUUCACAAGAUCUCGAGGAUUCCACUCUACGAAAAGGGACAACAGCACAAAUGCAGGCUCUAUGCUUCAACUAAGCUCCGACGCGGACUUCCACUUCGAAAUUCUUCGGGCCUUAGCACUUGCGCCGUACCAGGGCAGCGACAUAGGAGAGGUACUAGUCGCCGCGAACCAGAUCUCCGCAGGAGACUUCGAAAGCUACUCGACCGCAUUCAACGACCUCGCCGACCGAGUCCACGACAGCGCGAAUGCGAUAGACACGAAAUCAUAUCCCGUAUCGGCGAGGAACGCGUUCUUUCGAGAAGCGACUUACUAUCGGUCAGCAGACUUCUACCUCCAUGGCAAUUGGAACGAUUCCCGAAUCUACUCGCUAUGGGACAAGCAGCUCUCAGCCUUUGACUCGGCGGUCGCGUUGCUACCGACGCCCGGGGAGCGCAUCACGCUCCAAGGCAAGGGCUUCAAGAUCCCCGCUAUCUUCUUCGGCAGUGGGUUGCCAGGCCCCCGGCCUACGCUCCUCAUGUGCAACGGCUUCGACGGAUCGCAGGAGGAGAUGUACCAUGUUAUAGGCGAAGCGGUCUUGCAGCGCGGCAUGAACGUGAUCACGUUCGAAGGGCCGGGUCAGCCCACGGUGCGGCGGUAUCAAGGGCUUGGCUUUAUUCCCGAGUGGGAGGACGUCGUUACGCCUAUCGUCGACUAUGCCUCCUCGCGGCCCGAAGUCGAUGCUAAGAAGAUAGGGUUAUGGGGACUGUCGUUUGGUGGGUAUCUCGCGCCACGCGCAGCGGCGUUUGAGCACCGUCUCGCCGCCGUCGUCGCCUUCGAUGGAAUCUACUCCUUCGCACAGGGGAUCUCUGAUCAAUUUGGGCCACAGUUAGCCGCCAUAUACGAAACCGGCAACGAGACGUUAUUCAACAAUGUUAUUUCCCAGGUACUCACGAACUCCUCCUUCCCGACGAGUGCUCGUUGGGCUAUUCAGCAGGGGCUAUGGUCUUUCAACACGAAGAGCGCGUUCCAGUGGUAUAAGCAAGUCCAGCAAUACACCCUAGACGGAGUUAUCCAGAAUAUCACCGCUCCCGUCUUCGUUGGCGACGCUCAGGCCGACAUGUUCUUCCCCGGACAGGCGAAGAUGCUGGCGGAAAAGUUGGGUGAUCGCGCUACCUAUUAUCUGUUCAACUCGAUCGACGGGGCAGGGGAGCAUUGUUCGCUCGGCGCGGCGGUGUUGAGUGCUCAGGUUGUUCUAGAUUGGUUCCAGGGAAUCGUCUCCUAA
This is a messenger RNA of Annulohypoxylon maeteangense, 1323 nucleotides long. Its product is annotated as 2,6-dihydropseudooxynicotine hydrolase. Lineage: Eukaryota; Fungi; Ascomycota; Sordariomycetes; Xylariales; Hypoxylaceae. The record is from RefSeq and is a predicted model, not a curated record. The coding region runs from base 1 to 1323 and encodes 440 amino acids. The transcript is spliced from 2 exons.